AUGCUGCGCCGCCGCGGAGCCUUCACGGUGCAGCCGCUCCGUGGUGAGCUCGAUGGUCCCUGGGAGUCGGCCGAGAGCUGCAUCGUGCGCACCUCCGCCAGCGUCUACCGCCGGCUGCAGGAGAGCCCGCGGCAGCCCCCGCGGGGAAUGAGCACCCGGGGACCCCCGCAGCCCCCCAGCAGCCCCCCGGCCGGCGGGAGGCUCCUCAAGUCAGAGUCCGAGGAUUCCGGCGUGGAGAUGGCCAGCAACGAGCACUCGCCCUCCACCCCGCUGGGCUCCGAGAGCCGCUUCUCCCUGGACGGUUUCCCGGCGGAGGAGCCCCCCGGAGAGGAGCCCCCCCGGGCAGCCCGGAGCCGCUCGGCCAGCAGGAGGCUGCUGCAGGCAGCGCAGCGGAGCAGGAGGCAGCGCUGCCCGCGACAGCUCAGCCGGCGCAGCGCCAGCGCCGCUGACCUGGCCGAGCCCCCGCGGGACCCCGAGGAGACCGAGGGGGCGGCGGAGGCCGCGGCGGGGGCGGCUCGGCCGCCUCGGGACCCCCGGGCCGUGCCCGAGGCCGCGGUGUCGGGGCAGGGGCUGCGCUACCUGGAGCAGGUGUGCCAGAUGCUGGAGCGCCUGGCGCGGCUGCAGCAGGACAACCGCGCCCUCCGGCAGCAGGCGGCCGGAGCCCGCUGCGCCCGCCCGGCCACCCUGCCCAGCCGGCAGCCCCCGAGGCAGGAUUUGGGCACCUGGAGGGAUGAGGGGUUCCGGCCGCGCUCCUGCUCCGACAGCCAGGCGCCAGCGGCCGACCCCGGGCCGUGCCGGCGGUUGUGGGGACACUCGGUCAGCUCCCCCAGCCUGCUGGACCCCGCCGAGGGCUGCGCGGGUGUCCCAGCACCGGACAAGGACGGGCGCUCGCACUGGGGCCGGGUGAAGGUGCUGCUCACCCGCCUGACCCGCCGCUCCCUGCGCGGUGGCCGGUGCAGGUAGGACGGGGGGUCCCGCUCCCACCGCCACACCUGGAUGGAGGAACUGCGUCACACCUCACCCUAUGACGUCACGCCAGCCCGGGGCCGGUCCCCAGCCUGGCGCACCGCCUUCACCUUUCCCCCCCCCCAAUAAAGUCUUUUCACCCAUAAAGAGGUGCUUGCUGUCGCGCCGUGACGUCACGCUCCUAAACCCGGCGUGACGUCACGCGAGGGCGCGUCACUGCCGCAUCACUUCCGACGGCUUUUCCGCCCCUUUUGUCCCACCGGGCCGGACCCACGGACGGCCCAAGCGGCUCCCCGAGCCCCCUCCCCGCCCAGCCCCGGCCGGCUCCGGAGGGGUCCCGCUGCCUGGGGUGGGGAUGAAGCUCGUCCGAGCCCCCGGAACCCCCCGGCUGCUCCGCGGGGAUUGGUGGGGAGGGAGCGCCGGGGGUCCCCGGCGGAGCGGGAUGAUGCUCCCGGGAGUAUCGUGGCUUUCUCGAGAGGAGCUCCCCAGUUUGGGGGGUAGAGGAGGAGGGUGAGGAUGAGGAAGGGGGUUCGAUGCUGUUUUGGUGCUGCUGGAACCCCUCCUGGUGUCGCCAGCUCUGCGCGGGACGGGCCGGUGCCGCAGGUGAGGAAGAUGCUGCCCCGAGCCGCGGCCAGGCGCUCUCCCAUCAGGUAUCCUGUUAUCCCUCCCUUUCCCCCCUUUCCUGCUGAUUUCCUACCGUCACUUGGGGUUUUCUCCUUCCCAGCGGUGACUCCCGCAGCGCCUCCCGGCACCGCUCCCACCCGGCCGCCCUGGGGACAUCCCUGGAGCCGCAGCGUCCCGCAUCCCACCGCUCCUUCCCGGGAACCGGCCCAGGUGAGGAGGAGGAGGAAGGAGGUCUGAGCCUCUCUGCCCCACCCCAGCACUCCUGAAUCACCUGGAACAAGGGGAAGCUCCCGAGCACCUGACAAGGAAAACCAAGGUUUGCCAAACCCAGGUCCUGGCAGGAAGAUGUGGUGAUGGUUUCCCUGGUGUCUGGAGCUGUGUGCCCUCACCUGGAGCAGCAGGAGCCUCGUGCCACCCCAAGGCAGAGAAGGGACCUUCGUCAUGUCCACCAGAACCUCUCCAGGGUGGGCUUCCAACCCCUUAUCCCAAGCAGCACCUGCUCACCCCAGGACACAGCAGGCAGCCUCUCCUUACCCUUAAAGGCCCAAAUUGCCUCUAUUGUGCUGGAAAACUCCA
Molecule: messenger RNA, 2166 nt
Organism: Haemorhous mexicanus (house finch)
Lineage: Eukaryota; Metazoa; Chordata; Aves; Passeriformes; Fringillidae
Gene: C30H8orf58
Product: chromosome 30 C8orf58 homolog
Exons: 7
Coding region: 1-963 (320 amino acids)
Source: RefSeq, a predicted model, not a curated record